Messenger RNA from Bipolaris maydis ATCC 48331, 1999 nucleotides. RefSeq lists its product as uncharacterized. The record is from RefSeq and is a predicted model, not a curated record. Gene Ontology annotation, molecular function: DNA-binding transcription factor activity, RNA polymerase II-specific; zinc ion binding. NCBI's taxonomy places the organism in Eukaryota, Fungi, Ascomycota, Dothideomycetes, Pleosporales, Pleosporaceae. Gene Ontology annotation, biological process: regulation of DNA-templated transcription.
AAUACUUUGGUCUCAAAUACUCCUACAUCCCUACAUUGCUUCGCCAACUACCUCGCUAGAAUACUUCUUGCUCUACUCAUCUGUAUCGCCAUUGGAUACACAGGUCAGAUGCCCCCUAAAUCUCAGCGCAGCCGCGCUUGUUCCCAAUGCCGCACGAGACGCGUCAAGUGUGAUGAGACGCCAGAGACAUGCAAUCAGUGCCGCCGUCUGGGAAUCAAAUGCUCAGGGCCACUGCAAGGCUCCAUCGUCAUUGACAUGACGGAGCGUGUGGUGAAUCCAAAAGGACGAAAAAAGAAAGAAACAGUGAGAGCAUCAGCAUCAACAUUAACUAACGAGACCGCUGCCGCGAAGAAUUCGCAUCAUGCAGUAUCUAUCGCAUCGAAAAAGCCUGCUACCCCACUAGACAUGCCUCUUCAGAAUCCAAUGUUUCCUACCAACAGUCGACAUGCUGAACAGGUGGAGAGGGCCACGACAGCAAUCCGCUACCACUACAGGCCUCCUACCUUCAACCAGCCUUCGAAAGCCUUGUCAUCGAUACUGGACAAUGCCUUCCUCACCCAUUAUGUAGAGCUCAACCAUGUUAAAAACGGUUAUGCACCUGAACUUCAGUGGCUUGUUCACUUGCCAGAAAUAUUUAGUAACGCCUCCAAGCCCGCUGUCAGAAUAUCACUUCGAGCAAAGUCCAUGGCAUUUUACGGCAAAUACCAUAAUGACUCAAGUAUACUCAUCGACUCCUGGAGAUGGUACACUGUUGCAUUGAGUGCGCAGCGAAACUCGAUAGCAAGAAUGAAAAAGAACGAUGUCCCAGAUGAAGGAGAAGUUCUGGUGCCCCUCAUCCUCGCGCUAUAUGAAAUUUACGUUGGCGCAACGUCUGCUGGCUUGGUCGCCCACCUAGAUGCAGCAGGAGAGAUUAUGAAGAUGCGAGGCCCAAGCAACUGUAGAUCUGGGGUAAUCUGGCCGCUCUUCAAAGCCAUCCGCGGCCAAGAGGCUCACAUGUCAAUCAUUUUUAACAAAAAGUCGACGUUUGCUUCCCCAGAUUGGAUGACAAUACCAUUCGUCGAUAUGCCCAGCGACCCGCACCAAGACCUCGCCAGUAUCCACUUGAUGAUGCCUUACUGUAUGGCUUAUCUAGAGAUACCAGGAUCUUUGCGUGCUGUUUUCGAGACGGCCAUACCACCCAAUGUUGAUGUAACACCUGCUAAGGAACUCACAUGUAAACUGCUCAAAGACCUCGACAGCUGGGCCGAAAAUUACCCUCAUCUGGCGAAGCGAUUCACCAGCCCUGGGAAUACUCAAACCCCAGAGUCUUCCUCGCAAUCCACAAGACAGAAAUCCCCCAAAACAGGAAAAAUCAACCCAGCCAAAGAACUAAUCAGUUCAAAUUACAUGGCAGAUCGAGUCCUGCUCAAUAUGCUCAUGUACAAGAUGCACACAGAAUCCAGAACUCCCUUGGCACCAUCUGAGUAUAGCAUAGGACACUAUUAUUCCGAAGCGCAGAAUUAUUCCCAAGCCAUACUGCAGACUGCAGCUGAGAUUGAACGAGCAAAGACGCCUGGAUUCGACCUUUUGCGCUGCGUCAGUCCUGUUGUAAUCGUAAUUUAUUGCGCUCCGAUGGCGGAACUGAGAAUGCAAGGCAAGAUGAUGUUGGGCAGGUGGGCAAGCCAAAUUCAAGGACUUGCGUCAACUAUGGACCGCUUGUGAGCCGAGUCUUGCCAGCUCCACUUCAAGGCGUGGAGAACCGCUCCAGAGGUCUAGGCAGCUACUCGUGGAUCUCAAAGAGAAUAGGACAAAUGCUAAUCAUUUCAUGAUACUUUGUCUUUGUCUCAUUGGCGGAGGCAAUAAUGAGCUCUUUAUCACAAAUAUCACGUCUUUGUUGUAACAAACAACCCAAAUCUUUCUUUGUCUACUCGGAAAUUGUAGAAGCAACUCUACCCUAAUCACGCAUCUGAUGCCCUAAUAUGCCAAUGUACGCAUCAGUAAUCAAUCCACUCAUCAUACU